Molecule: messenger RNA, 6813 nt
Organism: Trachemys scripta elegans
Lineage: Eukaryota; Metazoa; Chordata; Testudines; Emydidae
Product: SERTA domain-containing protein 2-like
Exons: 2
Coding region: 893-1879 (328 amino acids)
Cellular component (GO): nucleus
Molecular function (GO): transcription regulator activity
Source: RefSeq, a predicted model, not a curated record
GGUUUGUCUGGAGCCGGAGCCGAGAAGGAGGGAGCCAAGCGCCUAGAUCCCCUGCGUAUCAGGAGCGAUCUUUGACACCCUUGGGCAGACAGCUGGCGGCCGAGGCUGGCCCUUCCUGCUGGAGUCGGCCCAGGCGGCCGGGCGUUCUGACCGAGUGGAGGGCCAGGAUCCCGUCCCAGCUGGGUGGCGCUCGGAGGGACAGGGCUGCUUGUGCUGAGGUCGUUGUGUGGGCGAGAGCCCCUGUGUGGAUGCCAUGAUCCUGGCCAAGUCCUUUUGCUGGGGUGGCGAAUUUCCCUCGGAACCGGGGAGAGCUCUCGCUGGUCUAACCUGCCCCGGCACUAACUGGGAGGCUCUUCCUUCGUGUAGAAAUGGGCCUUUCCCCUAAUCAGGUUAUCUCAACGGAGCUCACUGAGUGCGAUUAAACCCCCAGGUUCGCACCACUGGUGACCUCUGUGUUCUGGCCUGCAACCAGAACUGACGUGGACAUUGCUACUUGGCAGGGGGGUGUAAAAACCUCACGCCCCAGAGAGACCCAGCGGAGCCAGCCCAGCUCCCAGUGUAGACGCUGCUAGAUUGACAGUUGAUCUAGAUCCGCCUCUCGGGGUGGAUUAACUACAGCGAGAGAGAGAUCCCUUCUGCCGUGGGAGUGAGUGAGCCGGCAGACUGCCCCGCUACGCCCCUUAACAACUCCACCCCCCACGCGGCGCGGAGUCACGUCCACGCAGUGAGGGCGACGCGGGGUCAGUGUAGCCGUCGCGUCACUUACGUCGACUGUUCCUGCCUUUCGGGCGCCGCUCUGCAAUCCCCCGCGCUGCCGGCACCAUCGGCGCCAGCGCUCCGGGUGAGGUGCACGCCGCCGGCACUGGGGGCUGCGUGUGGACGUGCACACGCGAUGGACUGGCUGUGGCGGCUGGACGCCAACGGAGCGAUGCCUGCGGGAGAGAAGCGCAAACUCUCGGCGAGGGAGGAUGUCUCGAGCGAUGCGGUGGCUCCUCAGGACGCCGAGCUGUCUGCGCAGCUGCGCCGGUGUCUCUUCUACACCACGGUGGAUAAAUUCAGGACGGAAUGCGUGGCGAAGAGGCCUAACCUACACCGCCACGUGCUGAUCUGCAACACCCUCCAUCGAAUCCAGGAAGGGAUGUGCCUGGAAAAGCGUCUCCUCCCUGGCCUGAAUCCCCUGACCCUUAUGCAUCCACCUCCUGUCCAGCCAGAAGUUACCCCCCCGUCUCUGGCCCGGGAGGUGACAUCCUGGUUCAAGGCGGCGAGCCAGCCUCUGAAAGGCCCGGGCGACGCGGAGACAGCGGGGCUCGACUUUUCUGCAGCCUCUGCCGUCCCCGCCAUCCUGGAGGCUCUGGAGCCGGCACGGGAGCCUGGUGGCCUGCAGGACUCGCUUGCAGACCCCAGGCCUGCUGUGGAAGAAGUGGAGCUGGCGCGUCUCUUCGGAGCCGGCUCGUCCCAGAGCCACCGGCAGCCAGACGCUGGAGAGAGCCACGGGCUGGCGACAACGGGCAGCCGCUGUGCGGCUGAGGAACUUCGCCGGGGUUUGCUGGGAAACGCCGCAGCAAACCUGAGCCUGGGAACUGCCUUGGGGGAAGCGUGGCCACAGGCCGAGUUGCUGCUGGCUAGCGCUGAGUUUGCUAAACCUGCCGAUUCCUUCUUUGGGAGCUUUGAGAUCCUGGACUCCGGCUACCUCAGUGACCUGGCCGGGGACGAUCUGUUUUCCGACAUCGACACUUCGGGCUUUGAGAGCUUCGGGGCAGACGCGCCCAGCAGCCGGCAGCCCUCCCAGGCUAGCGGGGACCCGGCAGCGCCCUGCAACACGGCGGGGAGAGACUGGCAUGACCUCGACCACCUGAUGGAGAUAGUCGUGGGCUCCUAACGCCACGCUUCUCCUGUCCGUUCUCCACGUCCAGACCCAGGCCGCUCCGAUUCCCUGCCGAAGCGCUGAGGAUAGUUGGUUACUUCUCCUCUGGUGCUGCAGGAUUGGGUCCUGCACGAGUUGAAAACUCCCAGGUACCGCAGCCGGUCGGCCCCGUUCCAACGCGCGGCUGCUGCCGAGUCUACCUGUGCCAUUGCCGCCUCCUCUCUCCGGACGGCGCGGCAGGCUCCUGCCGGGGGUGGAAAUUGGCAGCGUGGCCGAUGUGACGUGUUUUGAUGCCGUAACGCUAGUGCCGAGAGGGAAGCUGCAUCUCGGGUCAUUGGCUGCCUUCCUCCCUGAAACGCCCGGGCAGCGUCCGGCUUGCUUCACGCCGGGUCAAACGGCUCCCAUCAGCCGGCUUGUAACUCUCAGGCCCUGCACGUCGCAACCUGCCUCUUGCUUUGCCGGCUGGGUCUACGUCCUGGUACGGUGUCAGAUUUGGGAGCCAGCUUUGCUAGCUCGAACCACAGGCAGGUCUCGCUGAAGUGGCCUUGGGGCGUAUUUGGGUGAUAGAAUUUCUCCCUCCACCUCCGCGGGGCUGGAGUCUCUCUGAGUAACGGGCGUUUAGUCUUUUAAUCUGUCGGCUGUGUUCAGACGCUGCGGUGCGGCCCCUCUCCUGCCACGAGGCUGCGGGAGCGCUGCGCGGCUGGGUGGGGUUAGUCCUGGCAUACUCGCACCAUCAGAGUGACAGCAGCUGAUCUCCGGAGCGCCCUCGCUGCUGGCCUGCAGCGUCCCCUCAGCCCGCGGGCACCUGUCUGAGGCCAGAAGGAGCUAGGUUUGGCUGCCCUGAGACCACCCCUUGGUCCUUGCUCAUGCAUCCGGCUACCGGUCUCGCUGGGUUCAGGCAGCGAGCCGGCAAACAGCUGGGACUGGGGGGCUGUUCCCUGGAUUCCUCUUCUGAUGUUUCCCAUGCAAUUUGUUGGCCACAAUGUGUGACAGACGACAUAUAGCCACGUCUUUUUAUAUGCAAACUAGUCAGUAAAAGUCUAUCUCCUUGGGUCUGUUUUUAAUAUUUUCCUGAGCGCCGCCGUGCUCUUUGCAGCAGACUUUUGUCCAAAGUCUUGUCAGUGUUUCAGACCCACUCGUUUGCAGCGACGGGCCUGUUUUUUAAAAUAGCGAUGGACCUGUUUUCUCUCGCAGUGGGACCCUCCGUGCUCUGCCCUCGGCCGAUCCAGGCAUGAACGUUGUCUGUGGAGAACGGCAAAACUUCUUAAGAAGCUGUUGUGAUUUGUAAUGAUUUCUUCGUAGGCCUCUGGGCCAAGCUAGGCAGGCGUGAUCAUUGUGUUGUGGGGCCAAUGCUGAGACACCAGAGAGGGUUGUGACUCUCCUGGGCUCUAACCAGGUCCCUUUACAGGGUCUCAGGUUGGGCACACACAAGUCACUGCUACAAGUUGUGGUUUCAGUUCUCUUCUGGAAGCCUAGAAUGUUUUCGUGGGUUGCUCUGGUCAUAUACCCCUGAGAUCUUUGCCUGAGUUGCUCCAGGAAACCGACCCUCUUGUAACAUGGUGCUACCUGUUACAAGCUCCUCUGGGGUGUAAACUGGGGGGUGGCGGCUGGGAAUGAUUGAGAGGUCCAGCUUCCCUGUGUUUGGCCAGAGUCCUGUCUCCUCAUUAGUCACAGCAUGGACAAUCACGCCUGCCCUGCCCAAGAGACUAGCCCUUGAGUCUGAUUUUUUCAGACGUGCUUCAGCCCCCUCCCGGCUUCAGCCAUCUUCCCUGGUGCUCAGGUGUUCAGCAGAUCUGGGCUGAUCCGAGGGGUGUCUGCACUCCCAGGAAUCUGGCCUUAAGGAACCCGAAGGCCUGGUGGGUGUUGACGUUUCAUGAGAAUACACGGAAAUGUGAGAUUCGUGCCAGAUGCACGUGCCUUGGAAGACCGAGCGUUCCCGGGGAGGUUUGCCAUGUGUGAGAGAGGCCCAUCUUGGUAUACUGCUCGGCCAGGGCUGGGGGGCCACGGUAGAACUGCCCCUGUUCAGCGUUAGGAUUAUUACUCCGCUUUGCUAUCAGCCGCAGGCAGCGAACGCACUCUGUCCUAUUGGUACCUCAUAACGGAACAAAACGCCGGCACCUUCUCCCAGAAUACUCGGCGCUGUACAGAGAUGUGUAGCCUGGCCAUUGCAAUCUCCAGCUGCGUUAGCGACGGGACUCUCAAACUCCUGUUUAAAUCGCGUUUGGCCCGAGUGUGGAGCAGGGCUCGGGGCGGAGAAGUGGAUGCACAAGGAGAUCUAGUAGCUUUUGUUCUUAACCGAAAUGACGUGACCUUUAACUAAAGCCCUGGUGAAGCAACGAGCUUCGUUUAUCUUGCAGUGUUGUGUGCGCGCGUUUCAAUCUGUAAUUUGCCCCUUGCGGGUAACUGCGUUUUUUCAUACCUGACAAGCUCAAAUCGUGCUGUAAUCUGGGUAUAAAGGAUUCAAAUAUCAGUGUUAAAGCACCCACGUGUGGCUCUGCUGAGAAACUCUAGGGCAAAUGCUCCUUAUGCAGAUCGGCAUAAUUCAACUGGUCUGUCGAGUUGCUCUACCUGAAUUGUUAGUUGAAACUCAAGUCUCUUACACUGAUUGCACCUGUCUUGUUAAACGCGAUGGAAUGAACGGUAGCGCUGUCUGCUCAGACAGAUGGGCACAUGUUGAAACAAACUGUGCUGGCAAAACUAGCAAUGCAGGUUACUUUCAAAGGGUCACUUCUAUACUUUACUUUCCUUUGUGAAUAAAGGUAUUGGCUCCAUGGAGGAGUGAGCGUUCUUCUUUCCCAGUGCGCCGAUCACACGGGAGUGUCUGACGGGAGCUGCAGGGUUUCACUGGGGGUUAGACUAGGGAUGGUGGGGAAAGGCUCCUUUUAAUUCUCCUCACUGAACUAUCUAGGAAGGUUGAUCUGGGGGCUGCAGGUAGGAAUGGUUGGGUGGGAUUCUCGGCUCGACAUUCUGCAGGAGAUCAGACUUGGGCGUACAAAACAAGUGACCUAGAAAUGAAAGGCUCCAUAUCCCAGUGUAUCUCCCGGUGCUCUCCACCCCCUCGAGGGGCCUGGACUAACAGUGUCCUUUAAAUAAACAGCUGCCCUGUGCUUUCUGGCCAUAGCAGAAUUUCCUCCUUGCCUUUUGAGCUCUGCUCUAGCUCCUUACUACCCGAGCCCCAUGUAGGAAGCCAAGCGAUGCGCGAAUCGGUAGGUCUCACAUUUGCUUUCCUUUUGCGCACACGCUGUAGUAGCGCUGGCCACAGCCAGGACUUGUCCGCGAGAUGCUGAGUGAAAAGACGAGGGAAGAAAUUGCUCUAUGUGUGGGACUUUUUCCCAAAUCUCAUUUGUGGUUUGUUUUCAGAUUUUGCCCGUCUCGAAGCCGGUAGGAAAUGGCUCUCCCCUAAAAACUGGUCUUUGCCCUUGCCCGGCCCCGCUGCUGGUGUGCUAGCAUCUGGAAGCGAUCGCUGGGCAGAGCGAGAAGUUCUUUCUGCUGCAGCUGGCCAGUGCAGAUGCAAUAACUGCACGUUCCGGGACACCUGGGAACAGGCUGUCCAGGGCCAGAACGUUCGGGCAGCCGUAGCUCCCGCACAGCUAAAGUAAAGAACGGCUUGUGUGCCAGCCCUGCCUCGCCUCUGAGCCGGAGCCGGGCUGCCAGCACCCUUGGCAUGGGACCCAGUAGCGGCACAUCACUGUUCAUGUUAGACCAGCAGCUUGGUGAGUUAACCCUGAAGGUCCCUGGUCUGCUGGGUGGGGAGCUCGUGGGAUCUGGCCCGGGGCCUUGGGUCUGAUCGUGUUGGAGAGAGACAAGGGAGGGGAAGGGAUCUAUUCGAUGGGACCAGCGUGGGUGAUGGAAGAGACCGGCGUUCCAGCUGCUGCAGCCCGGACGAAGCGCUCGGUGAAGGUAACUGGAGUGUCACUGCUCCGUACAAGGUGGGACGGAUUGCUCUGCAAGAGGGUUAGCACCUUGCAAGAAACCCCUUGAAACGAGGGGGGUAAUUAACUCCUCUGCAGUCACAGGCCAAAGGAGGGUUAGUCGGUUGCGGAUGGUUUGGAAUGAACCAUAAAAGCAGCGUCUGGCGAGACCAUGGUUUUGAGUGUCCAGCGGAGUUCUCAUCUCUGGUUUUCCUGCGGGCCGAGCGGUCGGAUGUGGUGGGGUGGCGUGGGGUUUGUCUCAUCCUUUUUCUGACACAGCUCAGGUGAGCACAGGCUGAUUGGUGCAAAAAGUGACGUGUUUUCAAGAUGGCAUUUGAAAAAGCGACAGUGGCCACCUAGGAAUCACUUCAGGUAGCCGGGAAGAGCUGGGCUCGGGAAGCCAGGAAAGCCAGGGCCGUUGCAUUAGGCAGUCUUUCCCCUGGAUUUCCCCCUGCACCUGGGCUCAGGGCUCCCAUCAAUGCACCUGCUUCCACUCCCCGCCCAGGUCACCUGGUCUGGGGCGAGCCUGCUGUCUGACCGGCCUUUCCUUGCGGUGCCAGCGCCGGGUGCCUGGGCAAGUCUGUGUGCUUCCACCCCCCACCCCCCGUCUAAUCCAUGGGGCCUGAGUGCUGCUUGGCAGGGACGUCUCCCGGCCGCUGGUGGUGCAUGCAGCCGGGGGCCUGGUCUGCCCCGGAGAUACUAGCGGGACGAGGUGGGGCAGGUGAGGCCUUUCGUUGGCCCGAGUUCUGGGGGUGAGAGACACACUUGGGAGGCCCCGGGGGCGAGGGACGAGCCGGGGCUCUGGCCAGGCUGACGUGAGGCUGGUCCGAGGGGGAUGGUGGUAAAAGGCUCAGGUGUAUAAUGCUGGGCUCCGGACAAAGCAGCUGGGGACCUGCCCCAUCUCGGCUCAGGCCUGGCCCCUGUGCAGUCGCAGGGCGACGCCGGCCCUUUCACUUUCGCUUCUCGGCCCCGGACUCCUUUCACUUUCCUCUAAAUCACAGGAAUCCUGACGCUCAGCGGCUGCCCGGCCCCCCUGCC